This is a messenger RNA of Mycotypha africana, 1191 nucleotides long. RefSeq lists its product as uncharacterized. Lineage: Eukaryota; Fungi; Mucoromycota; Mucoromycetes; Mucorales; Mycotyphaceae. The transcript has 2 exons. Bases 159 to 995 code for a protein of 278 amino acids. The record is from RefSeq and is a predicted model, not a curated record.
CCUAAUUCAAUUAUUGCCUUGUUCAUACUUCUUUGCCCUUUUCUUCUUCGUAUCGUAUGCUGCACCGUCCCUUUUGAUUUGUUUAUAUUACUAUUAGCGGGUACUGAGCGGUUUCAACAAAUCAAGCUCAAUAUCAAAUUCAACACAACGAAUAUUGAAUGCAACGGUUUUCCCCAUCAUCAAAUCAUCCAAGUCCUUCUGUUUUAGCAGUAGAUAGUGCUAUUACUAAUAAUAAUAAUAAUAAUACAGAGACGAGUAGCAAUCAUAUUGAGAUUACCAGAAGAUUACCUCUGCCGUCCUGGGUAUUGAGAAGACCUCCAUGGAGACUCAAAAGAGAUGAUAAAUACAUGAUGUUAACAGACGAUCAUACAACGCAGUAUCAGUCGUAUCUUUUUUAUGAUGAGGUAGAAAUGUUAACAUCAAGUAUAGCAGAAUACAACAGAUUUGGAGUUCCAGAAACUCAAAUUGAAGGUGGCAACAGCGAACAAAAAAGUAGUAAUACAGCGUUCGGCUGUACAGAAAAUAAUACUAAUAGUCUUCACAUACAAACACAGCAACAGCGAAGGGAAGGCAGCCGCAUAAGGACACAUCGACGGUUGCCUGGCUCAGUAAUAAACAGUAAUAAACCUCCAUCAACACAAGAAAAACAAAUCAUACCAAAAUGUCCUCUAUCAAAUACUACCUCCUCUCCCCUAAAACGCUCGUAUACAUGCCAGAUACCAUCAUUGGAAAUUAAUCAUCGCUCUCAGCGUGGUACGAGCACCGCCGCCGCCACGGCUAGUUAUGCCCGUAUACAAUAUCUUACAAAUAACAGUUGUCAAGGCUUUCCUGACAGAAGAACAAGUAGAAAUUACCAUCAGGAUCCUUUGAUUCAAGCAAGAUUAAAUGAAUUACUACAGAAUGAGAAGGUUCAGCAAAUAUCUAAGCUCAUAAACGAAAAGAAAUUAAACCGUCACUCAAGUAAAUAUAUCUGGUCAUCAAAAGGUUGCAAAUAAAUCACGCAUGUUGUCAAUAUGGUCUGGAUCCCCUCAAUAGAACCAUAACCAUGUAGAAAUAGGCAAGGAACUAUAUUCCUUUCAUACAUUGUUUGAAAGGCAGUUAAACUUAGUCGGGAUUCAUGCACUGGUAUCUGUGGCGUAUCAAUGUGACAAUUAAUCUUGCUCUUUACCAAAUUUCGAGCUCCUUACGGGA